AUGUUGGUAAAACAUUUUGAUGUGGAAGUCCAGCGGGGCAUGAUUAUUAAUAAUUUUACGUCGCCUGAUACGGUAGAGGAAUAUCUGAGACGUAUUGACGAAUUGUCUACUGUGGGGGGUUCGAAGAGGAACAUGAAUAAUGCGCAGGGUUGUAGUAAUCGAUCUGAAAAUAAUCGAACAAAUUCCGAGCGAGAUAUAUCGAGAGAUACGCGGCCGACCGCUAGGGGAAAUAAUGAGGGACAUACCGUGCGUUCACUGGCUUGCAUGGGGGAUCCAGACAUCGAUCUUUUAAGCAACCCGGAGGAUCUGGUGCAGGAUGAUGAAAAGGUUUCGCCGACCAUAUCGAUACAUAUUUUUGGUAUGUUGGUAGAAGUAUUGAUCGACAGCGGCUCAGAUAUAUGCGCAAUCUCGGAGAAAUUCUAUUCAGAGUUAAGCAAUCUCGGGAAAUUUCCAAUUUUACCGGUCAUACGAGGAGUGAUCUCUGUAGCAAUAGGCGGUGAAACGCAGAAGAUAAAGUCGCAAAUCUUGAUUCCAGUUCAAUUAGAAGGAAUAGAUAUGGAUGUGAACUGUUUGGUUAUACCACAACUCAAUUGCAAUUUGAUAUUUGGAUCAAAUUGGUUAUCCAAGCAUCAUGCACGUUUGGAUUAUCAAUAUUCACAGCUGAAGCUAAUGAUAGAAGGGGUUUCCAUAAAUACGAAGCUGUCAUUUCGGAUUGAUCCGCAGAAAAUAUCUAUAAACCUCUGCGAGAAAAAUGAUUAUGUGUUUGAUGUAGUCGAAAAUAAAGCUAGCAGGGUUACGCCACUGGUAGAGUACAGCGUUGAUGACGGUGAUUCCCGCAGUAAAGGCUACAGCGCGAAGGAUAUUCAGGCAGCAGCAGCGAAAACUACUUUGAGUGGGAGUGCUAAGGCUUCACUUUUAAGUAUUUUGGAAAAAUAUAGGAAUACAUUCUCUGAUACACCGGGACGCGUCGUCAACUAUUUUCAUCAAAUUGAGCUAGUGGAUGAAAAUGAAUUUAAUUUUGUGGCUUAUCCUGUUCCUAUGGUUUAUCGGGAUGAAGUUAGAAGGCAGAUUGGUGAAAUGUUAGCGGCCGGUGUUAUUCAAAAGGAAAGAACCUACAUUUCGCCGUUAGUUUGCGUGAAGAAAAGGGAUGGGAAUAUUCGCGUGUGUUUGGACGCUCGGGGGCUGAACUCAAAGAUGAAGAAGGAUUUCGUGAAUCCUCCCAAUCCGUUUGAAUUAAUGGCCAAUUUUAUACAGGGGCAAAUUAUGAGCACAAUAGACUUGACGCAAGCAUAUUGGCAAAUUCCAGUGUUGCCGGAUCAUACCAAAUAUCUUGGUUUUUAUUGGCCUCGCAUGCAACGGCACGUUAGGCAGGUGGUCGCGUCAUGCGACUUGUGCCAGAAGGCCAAACCUUCGCCAAUAUCCAAGGCGGAAUUGCAUCCCAUUUUGGUAGACGAACCUGGAAAAUUGGUUUGUAUAGAUCUGAUAGGGCCGUUACCUGUAGGACGUGGGGGUGUGACGCAACUCUUCGUUCUUGUCGAUGCUUUCACUAAAUUCGUCAAGUUAUACGCCUUGCGUCGGGCUACUGCGAAAACGUUGCUCAAACGCUUAUUCGAUGACUACAUUCCGUCAGUACAGAAACCUGUGUCCAUUUUGUCCGAUAAUGGAACUCAGUUCACGAGUCAUAUUUGGAGAAAGCAGUUAGAGGCGGUGGGUAUACAACUUAAGUUUAUCUCUUGUUAUUUUCCCCAGGGUAAUCCAACGGAACGUUAUAAUCGUGAGGUUGGACGUAUGUUGAGAACCUAUUGCUACGAAGGGCAUUCCGCAUGGCCAAACAAACUAGCGGAUAUCGAAAGGUGUCUCAAUCGAGCAGUUAACCUAAGCACCGGUUUUGCACCCAUAUACUUACAGUUUGGACAGAUCGACACGAAUCCCGUACGGAAUUUUGUGGUUUUUCCUGAGCGCUUCGACGUAAACUGUACGACAUUGAAGGAGGAUACAGGUGUGGCGUAUGAAAAACUGAAGAGGGACGCUGCAAAAAGGGUAAAGAGGGCUAAAGUGAUGAAACCUGUUACUUUUGACCCGGGCGAUAAGGUUCUAGUUAAAACGCAUCCUCAUUCGUCCGCCGAAGCUAAACUAAUUUCUAAAUUCUUUUUACUGUAUGAUGGACCGUAUACUGUGUUACAACAAGCGGGACCCAACUCCUAUGUCAUUGGACAUCUUGAUGGUAAGAUUCGUUCUAAGGAAAAUGUAAUCAAUCUCAAAGCUUAUAAGCAGCCUAGCGAUGUUGUACUGGAGUAA
Acanthoscelides obtectus is the source of this 2298-nucleotide messenger RNA. The record is from the annotation of a GenBank genome assembly. NCBI's taxonomy places the organism in Eukaryota, Metazoa, Arthropoda, Insecta, Coleoptera, Chrysomelidae.